Penicillium odoratum is the source of this 1035-nucleotide messenger RNA. Its product is annotated as TBP-associated factor 8 family protein. Gene Ontology annotation, molecular function: protein heterodimerization activity. The record is from RefSeq and is a predicted model, not a curated record. Lineage: Eukaryota; Fungi; Ascomycota; Eurotiomycetes; Eurotiales; Aspergillaceae. Bases 1 to 1035 code for a protein of 344 amino acids. Gene Ontology annotation, biological process: transcription initiation at RNA polymerase II promoter. The transcript has 2 exons. Gene Ontology annotation, cellular component: transcription factor TFIID complex.
AUGGCGUCGACGGGCCUACAAGUGAAACGAUCUUCGUCUCACCUCGAGGCUGCUGACAGUAAACGCCCGAAACACCAUUACCAUCACCAUCACCGCUUGCGGGAACCUGUCAACCUGCCACUUUCGUCUGAGCCGGCCAUACAAGAUGAAGCUCACUUCGACCAUCUGAUGAACCGUUCGAUCGGUCACCUCCUCAAAGAUGCGGGUUUCGAUAUAGCCGAUCCCGCUGCGCUGUCCAGCUUGCGCAGCGCCGCAGAGACAUAUUUGACUCGCAUAUCCACAUAUGUUCGCCAGUCCAUGCUGGCAUCUCGUCGGAUUCAACCUAUUCCUCCUGACUUCGAGCAUGCUCUUAGUCGCGUCCAUCUGUCCCCCGAUGACCUCCGUCCCUAUCUCAAAUCACCGAAAACCGUUACUCCCACCCCGACUCUCCUCCCGUCACCCCCACCAGAAGAUGAACUUAAGCGCAAACUUCCAUUCUUGAAUGCAUUGCGUGGAGAAGAGACUGUGACCAAUCGCUCCUACAUUCCGAAACAUUUCCCUGAUUUCCCAAGCAAACACACCUAUUCCGCUACUGCGGUCUUCACCGAACGAGAUAGCGAUCCACGCAAGAUUCGUGAGCGCGCCGCUGAAGAUGGUCGUCACGGUGAAGAGGCAUUGCGCAAGCUGGCUGGUGCCGCGUUCCGUGACAACCCGACCAGCUCCAGUGGCAAGGAUAAGAAGCUCUGGGGCCGACGCAUGGAGAGCAUGGAGACCAUGUUCGAGAAGACGGUGAAGGGUCUCGCGAAGAAGUUUCAAAAGGACCAGAAAGAUCCAGCUGCUCCUAUGCUCGGCUCCGCGAUGGAUAUUGACUUGGGCAAACCAGGCGAUGGAGACGGGAAAGCUCGCACACAGGCUUCAUGGCAUCUGGAGAUGGGACCCAUCGUCAACUGCGAGCGGGACUUCUGGCGUCGUCCAGCUUCUGGUCCCCGGGGAAAGGAGGAAAAAGCAUCCAAGCCGCCUUCUAGUGCUGAGCCAGUGGAUGUUAAUGGCGCAUAA